AAAGGAUGAAGUACCCAGGUUGAAAUCUAAAUGAAACCGCUAAUUUAUGCUGUGUGCAGUGUGCGUGAAGCCGCCUCACUUCUGUCGGCGAUGGAUCACUCGACGGAUCCCUGUCAGGAUUUCUUUCAAUACGCCUGCGGCACGUGGAAGAAAAAUCACGUUAUUCCCGAAGACAGAAGUUCGAUUAGUACUUUUGAAGUUAUGGCGGACCAAUUACAAGUUAUACUGAAAGGUGUUUUGGAAGAAUCGAUCAACGCUGACGACAAUGAGGCUACGACGAAGGCGAAAACAUUUUACAACACGUGCAUGAAUAUACCGCAAAUACGAAAAAUUGGGGACGAUCCCUUGAGGAAUGUUUUAUCAUCAUUAGGGGGAUGGCCCGUGACAGUUUCGAAUUGGGAACCACCACCAUUUUCGAUAGAAAUUCUGUUGGGGAGAUUAAGGGGCGAUUUUAACGAAGGUGUGCUUAUAGAACAAUGGGUAGGACCGGACGAUAAGAACAGCUCUGUAAAUAUCAUACAGCUAGAUCAAAUGCAGUUGGCGCUACCUAGUAGAGACUAUUAUUUAAAAUCAAGUAGUGAAGGUGAUUUGGAAGCCUAUCAUAAAUAUAUGACCAAUGUUGCACUACUUUUAGGCGCCAAUAAAACGACGGCCGAAGAUGAACUUAGAAUGGUGGUAGAAUUUGAAAAAAAAUUAGCCAAUGUUUCAUUGCCGGAAGUGGAUCGCCACGAUACGAGCACAAUAUACAAGAAACUAACCCUUGCCCAGCUACAAAAAAUAGUACCGCAAGUCAACUGGAUACAGUAUCUGAGUUCGUUUCUCAGCGACGAAAUUACCGAAAAUGAGCCAGUCGUAGCUUACGGUCUCUCCUACUUCAUCGAAAUGGGAAAAAUCCUCGAACAGACAGACCGAAGGGUAAUUCACAAUUAUGUCCUGUGGAGAUUGAUUAUGGCACUGGUGCCGCAUAUGAUCGACGAUUAUCAGCGAGAACGUGUGGAGUUUCGAAAAAUUCUGCUUGGAAUUUUGAGCGAGAGAAGUCGAUGGUCGCAGUGCGUGGAAUGGACUAAUAAAAAACUGGGAAUGGCCGUCGGUGCACUUUUUAUACGCGACAAUUUCAACCACGACAGCAAAGAAACUGCUUUAGAAAUGAUACACACAAUUAGGGAGGCAUUUAAUGAUCUCUUAGCCGAAAAUGACUGGAUGGACGACGAAACUCGAGCAGUGGCCAAAGAGAAAGCGGAUGCGAUGAAUGAACGCAUCGGGUACCCUCAACUCAUUACUGAGCCGGUGGAAUUAAUUAAGGAAUACGAAAUGUUGAAUAUUAGCGAUAACGAGUUUAUGGUUAACAUUUUAAACAUACUGAAAUAUGAAGCGGAUCAAAAUUCUCAAAAGUUACGCCAACCGGUUGAUAGAGAUAAAUGGUCCACGGAGCCGGCAAUUGUAAACGCCUUUUACAAUCCAAAUAAAAACGACAUUGUGAUUCCGGCCGGAAUUCUGCAGCCCUUAUUUUAUAGUCAGCAUUUUCCCAAAUCUUUAAAUUAUGGAGGAAUCGGAGUGGUUAUUGGCCACGAACUUACGCACGGUUUUGAUGAUAAAGGUCGGCAGUUCGAUAAGGAUGGAAAUAUGAUGCAAUGGUGGAAUAAUGUGACGAUAAGGGCCUUUAGGGACAGAGCGCAGUGCAUUAUAGAUCAAUAUUCGCGAUAUAAAAUUGAUGAAGUCGGUUUGUAUGUAAACGGAAGAAUGACCCAAGGUGAAAACAUCGCCGAUAAUGGCGGACUCAAGGAAGCCUUCAGGGCGUAUCGCAAGUGGGUACGAAAACAUGGCGAAGAAGCGGACCUACCAGGACUGAAUUUAACGCACGAUCAACUAUUUUUCCUAAACUACGCUCAAAUAUGGUGUGGUUCGAUGAGACCGGAAGACGCUUUAACGAAAGUACGAUCCAGUGUACAUUCGCCGGGACCUAUUCGAGUUUUGGGGCCACUUUCAAACUCUCGCGACUUCGCCAAGGCUUAUAGUUGUCCCCUAGGUUCGCCAAUGAAUCCAACAAAUAAGUGUAGCGUUUGGUAAAAUGCUUUUGUAUAAUAUGAAGAUUAUUUCGAAGACGCCGAUUAAUGUGCGCAAUGAUCAAAAUACCUCUUGUAAAUCAAGAGAGAUCAGAUGCUCUUAGCGGUUGUUACCCGACAACUUGGAAUGUUUUAGAUGUAUUAAGGUGAUGGUAUUGUACAGAAGAUUUUUUAGUUGCAGUAACACUGCUCUCAAAAGAUCUGCAAAUUAGUAGGUACGUAACUAAGAUAAUCAUAUUGUAAUGUACAACAUAUUCUUAACUUUGUAUGUAUCCUAUUAUUUGUUAUAAUAAUUAUUAGGAUAUUUGCAUAUGGUCUAUAAUAUGCAUUUUUAAAAGUUACCUACUAAAAUAAUAAUAAUAAUAAUAACAUUUAAAUACUAUUUUUCACUACCCUCCAUAUGGAAAUAAUCUGGCUGUUUGAGUAAAUGAAUUGCAUUCGUUUUAUAGA
Photinus pyralis (common eastern firefly) is the source of this 2513-nucleotide messenger RNA. Its product is annotated as neprilysin-1. The record is from RefSeq and is a predicted model, not a curated record. Gene Ontology annotation, molecular function: metalloendopeptidase activity. The transcript is spliced from 12 exons. The coding region runs from base 31 to 2067 and encodes 678 amino acids. Gene Ontology annotation, biological process: protein processing. Lineage: Eukaryota; Metazoa; Arthropoda; Insecta; Coleoptera; Lampyridae. Gene Ontology annotation, cellular component: plasma membrane.